AUGAUGAACGGCCAAGGGAGAGUCAGUCCAGGAAGUGCAGCCCCAGCAGAAGAGAGAGGCUGCUCCUGGCUGAACAUUUGGGUCUUCCUUAUUUUGGCCCUUGCAAUCAAAGCUGCCAUUGGGACCUUUUGCCUCUGGCUUGUGGUUCCCUUCUGCCACAGCAGUGACCAGCCCUCAGCCCUGCAGCAGCAGGAGUUCUCCAAGCAGUUCUCGGAGUGGGAGUGCGGCUCAGCGGUGCCACAAGGCACAGACCGAGGCUGGACGUGCUGCCCAAAGGGCUGGAGAAGGUUUCAAGGAAGCUGCUAUUUCCUGUCCACUGACAUGAUGUCAUGGGAUGACAGUGCACAGAACUGCACUGGGAUGGGCUCCCAGCUGGUAGUGAUCACCAGGAAGGCAGAGCAGGUAUUCCUCUCUGAGCUGAUAAGGCAAUCUAAAGAACCUAAACGAGACAAUUCAUAUAUCGGACUGUUUGCAGAGAAGGAGGGCCAGUGGCAGUGGGUGGACAAGACUCCCUACAAUGUGACAGCAGCGUUCUGGCCAAAAGGAGAACCAAGUGAAGGCUAUGAUGAGAAUUGCGUUAUAAUCUACAGGGAUACUGAACUACCCAACAACUGGAAUAGUGUCAGAUGUUUGAACUAUCAUCGAAUUUGUGAAGCUGCAGCAGUAACUGUGUGAUGGAAAUAAACCUGUCCUGAGUAAAGCUGGGAGCUCAGCAAGGAGCUGGGAACAGCUCUGGCUGUGCUGGGAAGGGUGGGGAGCUCUGACACAUCUUCACUGUGUGGGGUGGGACCACGUGUGUGGAAAUGAAAUGAGCUUUGUCCAGCAUCCCCAGUGCAUGUGCUGGCUCAGGGAACACAGGGAGGCUCAGGCUCUUUGGAGCAGCUCCUGUGUUCUUGAGUCCUCUUCUCUCUGUGUGGGUCCAGCAUCCUCCCCCUGAAAAGAGAUGGACUUCUCCAAGAGGAAGACAGAAGAAUGGAAGAGAGAUAUCCCGAGAUUCAAUGUCCUCUGUCUCCUUGAGCAGAGCUGUUUGCUUUUUGUUGAGUCACACACAAAAUAUCCUCUAGCUGUACUGGUUUUGCUGAACAAAU
Messenger RNA from Zonotrichia leucophrys gambelii, 1088 nucleotides. RefSeq names its product C-type lectin domain family 4 member E-like. Lineage: Eukaryota; Metazoa; Chordata; Aves; Passeriformes; Passerellidae. The coding region runs from base 1 to 675 and encodes 224 amino acids. The record is from RefSeq and is a predicted model, not a curated record. The transcript has 6 exons.